Loxodonta africana (African savanna elephant) is the source of this 1782-nucleotide messenger RNA. It is a transcript of the gene RRP1, whose product is annotated as ribosomal RNA processing 1. The record is from RefSeq and is a predicted model, not a curated record. The coding region runs from base 84 to 1511 and encodes 475 amino acids. NCBI's taxonomy places the organism in Eukaryota, Metazoa, Chordata, Mammalia, Proboscidea, Elephantidae. The transcript has 13 exons. Gene Ontology annotation, biological process: rRNA processing. Gene Ontology annotation, cellular component: preribosome, small subunit precursor; nucleus.
UGUGACGUCACGCCGCACGCCAGUGCAAAGCCGGAGCCAAACGCGCGGCGCUCAGGUGCCGUGGGGUCUUGGUCGUGGUCACCAUGGUUUCACGCGUGCAACUCCCUCCCGAGAUCCAGCUUGCGCAGCGUCUGGCGGGCAACGAGAAAGUGACCCGGGACCGGGCGGUGAAGAAGCUCCGGAAAUACAUCGUGGCCAGGACUCAGCGGGCCGCAGGUGGUUUCACGCAUGAGGAGCUGCUGAAGGUGUGGAAAGGACUAUUCUACUGCAUGUGGAUGCAGGACAAGCAGCUCCUGCAGGAGGAACUAGGAAGGACCAUUUCCCAGCUUCUCCAUGCCUUUCAGACUACAGAGGCACAGCACCUGUUCCUCCAGACAUUCUGGCAAACCAUGAACCGCGAAUGGAUGGGGAUCGACAGGCUGCGCCUGGACAAGUACUACAUGCUCAUGCGGAUGGUCCUGAAUGAGUCCUUGAAGGCCCUGCAGAUGCGUGGCUGGGAGGAAAGUCAGUGCGAGCAGCUGCUGAAACUGCUGAUGACCGAGAUCCUGCACCCAGAGAGCCAGGCCCCCCAUGGGGUGAAGAGCCACUUCACUGAGAUAUUCCUGGAGGAGCUGGGCAAAGUGGGCGCAAAGGAGCUUACCGCAGACCAGAACCUCAAGUUCAUCGAACCCUUCUGCAGAAUUGCUGCCAGGACCCAGGACCCCCGGGAUUUACAUAACAUAGCUCGUGGGAUCUUUGAGACCAUCGUGGAACAGGCCCCGUUCGCCAUCGAAGAUCUGAUGAAUGAGCUGGGUGAGCAGGAAGAGGGAGAGGAGGAGGAGAUGUCGGAAGAAGGGGACUUGUCGGAGGACGGCGACGUAGAGGAGACGGAGCAGGAGGGUGAACCAGAGAUGCCAGCUACAAAACCAGCUGAGAUGCGGCGGAAAGCCUCCAUCCAUAGGCCUGAACCUGAGGCAGGAGAGGAGCUGGCAGAGGACGACAGGGAUAGCGCUGGUGCCAUGCUGCAGUUUGACUAUGAGGCGGUUGCUAACAGACUCUUCAAAAUGGCCAGUCAGCAGAAUACCCCUUCCCAGAACAGAAAGCGUCUCUACAAAGUGGUCCGGAAGCUGCAGGACCUUGCUGCAGGCAUCUUCCCUGAGGAUGACGUCCCCGAGAAAGUCUACGCCUACCGGCAUGAAGGGAGGCUGGCAAGGAAGAUGAAGAAGCGUUUGCUCAAAUCCCAGUUGCAAGACAAGAAAGGGAGGACCCGAGGGAAGGGUGGAACAGAGAAGCUGAGUCCAGUGUUGAGCUCCAGAGCUGAGAGGAGGAAGAGGAAGGGCAGGAGGCCUGGCCCUGACGUGCAUCCUGAGGGGGCUGCACCCCGAGAGCAGAGCAGGGGCCGUGGCAGGCGAGGGGCUCGCGGCAGCAGGCACCGGAAGUCUGGUGUCAGAGCCAAGGUGGCUGUCGGGGCUGAGUUCCAGGAACCAAAGAAGAAAAAGAAACGGAUCCAGGACAGACAGGAGGUGGCGUAGCCAAGCAGACUGAGUACCAGAUGGCGCCUUAACUUACCAUGGGGAGAGGAAGGGUCAGGACAGAGAAGGGAUUGCACGCUCAUGGACGGCCCGUGUCCUGGAAAACCAUUUCUUCCCUGAUACAGCAGGGCCGCGGCUGUGAUGGCCUCAGCUCAGGAGCUCCAGCUCCCCAGACGUGACAGUCCCUGCCAGCCAUCAGUCCCACGGGAGGGAAUCGAUUGCGUGCCUGUGGGGUAUCCAUGAAAUAAAAUGACGUGUAGUUCUAACAGAA